Pelobates fuscus (common spadefoot toad) is the source of this 1689-nucleotide messenger RNA. RefSeq names its product protein kinase C delta type-like. The transcript is spliced from 9 exons. Bases 1 to 1689 code for a protein of 562 amino acids. Gene Ontology annotation, molecular function: protein serine/threonine kinase activity; ATP binding. NCBI's taxonomy places the organism in Eukaryota, Metazoa, Chordata, Amphibia, Anura, Pelobatidae. Gene Ontology annotation, biological process: peptidyl-serine phosphorylation. The record is from RefSeq and is a predicted model, not a curated record.
AUGAAGAGAACAAGAAAGCGUUCUCAUAAGAAAACUGAGGUAAGUCAGGAAAAUUCUGACGAAUUUAAAAACAAAUAUAGAAAACUCAGUAACGGUUCAAAAGAGCAGGAACAGCGCAUAUCUCCUGGACAUUCCAGGAAAAAGAGAAGUAGGAGCUGCAAUGAGCAGGACAUUGAGAGAGAGAGAGAACCCAAAAGACGGCUCCUUGCUGAGGAACGCAUCAGAUAUCAGGGUCAGAAAAGAUACAGGACCUCCAGUCAUGAUGAAGAGGAGCAGGUCAUGCAGAAAAGACCAAAGCUCUCCCCGUCUCCCAAACUGGGUCAGAAAAGUGAGAGAAAGUCUGCUGUAAAGAGCGAUCAGACAUCUCCACCCAGAAAGCAAGCCCUGAAACGAAGCAGGGAGUGCGAUCAUGGGGAGCAGCUCAUGCAGAAAAGACCAAAGUUCUCCUCAUCUUCAAAACUUGGUCAGAAAAGUGAGAGAAAGUCUGCUGGAAAAGGCGGUCACACAUCUCCACCCAGAAAACAAGUCCUGAAAAGAAGCAGGGAAUAUGAUGAGGAGGAGAAGGAACAAGUUAGGCAGAAAAAGAUAAAGAUCUCCCCUGGAAAGCAGGAAGAGGAGAAAAGAGAUAGGGAGGAGAUAGGAGAGAAAAAGUGCUUUAAGAAAGAAAACAAGCCAACGAGCGACGAUGAAUGUGUGGCAGGAGUAAGUGGACAGUCUGUGGUUGAACCAAAGACGUCACUGCCUCUGUCAUUCAACGGUUAUAGAUUCCACAAAGUGCUGGGACAGGGGAGCUUUGGAAAGGUUGCGCUAGCUUCCACCAAAGACACAGGUCAAGUUGUUGCACUUAAAGUAAUAAAGAAAGAUAAAGUUAAGGAAAAGACCAUUCAGAGGGAGGAGCGGAUACUGAAAAUGGCGAGCGGCAGUCCGUUCCUAUGUCAGGGACUCGCUGCCUUCCAGACCCAGGAGGAAGCCUCCCUGGUCAUGGAGCAUGUACCAGGGGGCAGUCUCCGUUCUUACAUGGCUGGAAAGGAAUGUCUGCCCAUGGGGGAAGCAAGGUUCUUUUCAUCAAACCUGGUUUGUGGGAUCCAGUAUCUUCAUUCCCGGGGGAUCCUUCAUCGGGAUCUGAAGCCAGACAAUAUUCUCCUGGGUGCCAACGGCUAUCUCAAAAUAGCUGACUUUGGUCUCUCGGCAGAAAAUAUCUUUACAGAAACAACAACCAGAGGACAAGCUGGCACACUGAAUUACAUGGCGCCAGAGGUACUCAGCAGCAAACCGUACGGCCAAUCAGCAGACUGGUGGUCAUUUGGCGUAAUUCUCUGCCGCAUGAUCACCGGACAGUACCCAUUUAAUACCAGUCUCAGCAGACAGGAGUUCAUAGAGGAAGUAUUAAACAUGAACCCACGUUACCCCACCUGGCUGUGCAGCAAUCCUACAGACCUCCUGGACAAGCUCCUGGAUAAGGAUCCUAAUGCACGUGCUGUGGCAGGAAGGAACAUUCGGGAGCACCCCUUCUACACUAACAUUAAUUGGAAAGAUCUAGAGGGGGGCAAAGUGACCUGUCCAUUCUUGUCACUGCUGACUAAGUCAUCCAUGGCCCGUCCUUCACAAUCUAGGAAUGUCGGUAAUGAAAGAAAAGAAAAGAUUUCCAGCAAAGAAGAUGGUGAUGGCCACAUCUUGGUCAAACUAUAG